AUGCUUAUUUGGCUUCUCAUACCUCUUGUUAGAGUGUCGACGCGUCCGAUUCUCCGUUUACCAAACGUCGUUAACUCCACAGCCGAUAGUAUCGAUACCUAUGUCAACGAGACCCUUAUUGAGGCGAUCACGGCUGUUGACAGGAUCGCGACGAAUACAUCGAACCUCAUUGAUCCUUCGAUAUUCAUUUCACUACGGCAGAAUGACUGGCGUGAUAACCAUCAAGAGAAAAUGAUUAUAUGGUCAUUGGAAUCACCGCAUCAUCCAGAUUUCGGUAAAAAUUACCCGAAAGGACGAUCACAUCGAAUGAAUGCCAGUUCACAAGUGAUGUCUUUUCUGAUACUUGGAUCUGUGAUCGGUUUCAUUCUCUACACCUAUUUGGCCCACGUGAUCACAACACGAAAGCUGAAUCGGGAACUCAAAGCUGCUCAACUGCGAGAGCUCGUUCACAGAUCGGCGAUGAUCAUGGCCGGCUCCGCUCAACAUAAUCAGCUCAAUAUCAGCGAGAGGCGUCGCUCUCUCAUUGAAAUGUUCAAGGGUUUUAAAUUAUAA
Haemonchus placei is the source of this 552-nucleotide messenger RNA. The record is from the annotation of a GenBank genome assembly. NCBI's taxonomy places the organism in Eukaryota, Metazoa, Nematoda, Chromadorea, Rhabditida, Trichostrongylidae.